This is a messenger RNA of Scatophagus argus, 3014 nucleotides long. RefSeq names its product RNA-binding protein 4.1-like. The transcript has 4 exons. Gene Ontology annotation, cellular component: nuclear speck. The record is from RefSeq and is a predicted model, not a curated record. Gene Ontology annotation, biological process: mRNA splicing, via spliceosome. Gene Ontology annotation, molecular function: RNA binding; zinc ion binding. NCBI's taxonomy places the organism in Eukaryota, Metazoa, Chordata, Actinopteri, Scatophagidae. Bases 478 to 1638 code for a protein of 386 amino acids.
GGUGAAAUACACUUGAGGAAGUUGGUGAUGCGUGACUGUCAUCGUAGAGCUGUUCGACAUGUUCCCUGAGAGGACAUGGACUGAAUUAGCGUGCGAACUGUAGCUGGUAGGUUGCUAGCUAGCUAAUGUUUGCUUCAGGCGCUUUCAUUAGCCAAACAUUAGAACGCCAUGACACUGAAAUAUGGACGAACACGGAAGCUUUACAAUUGCACACCAUAGACCCAUUUUUAUAAAUAACGAGCGCUUUUUUCAGACUCUAGCGUAAGCUAGUUCGUCUGUUGGUAAAUCAUAAUGUGGCGUAAACCGAAGAAAAUAACGUUUGUGUAGGUUAGGUGGCUAGCCAGUACCACUUGUUAGCUGACGUUAGGCGUAUCUGUGACUUGUUUACUUAUCGAACUCUACUUUUGCAAACGUCAGAAAGUGGCUAUUGUGAAAACCGACGCACAGUGUUUCAAAACGGAUACACAGAACUUCAUCAUGGUGAAAAUUUUUAUUGGCAACCUUGCCUGCAGUGCCACAGCUGAGGAGCUGCGUGAACUAUUUGAGAAGUAUGGCAAAGUCUCAGAAUGUGACAUUGUCAAAAAUUAUGGUUUUGUACACAUGAACAACAUGUCUGAAGCAGAGGAGGCAAUUCAAAACCUCCACCAACACCAGUUGCAUGGCUGGCGCAUGAAUGUGGAGAUGAGCAAAGGGAGGCCCAAAUCCACCACCAAGCUGCAUGUCAGCAAUCUUGGUGAAGGCGUCACCAGUGAUGUUCUGCGGGCCAGGUUUGAAGAAUUUGGCCCAGUGGUGGAGUGUGACAUAGUGAAGGACUACGCCUUUGUUCACAUGGAGCGAAUGGAGGAUGCCAUGGAUGCCAUCAGUAAGAUGGACAACACAGCCUUUAAAGGCAAGCUGAUGAGCGUACAGCUGUCCACCAGUCGGCUUCGCACUGCCCCAGGAAUGGGAGAUCAUACCGGCUGCUACGUCUGCGGGAAACAUGGUCACUGGUCAAAAGACUGCCCGGUCAGUCGGAACGGUAGCAACGGUGAUGCCACAAGAGGUCGCAGUGGCCGGCCCCCCCCACACGGUUAUGGCAGGGGCAGUUACGGGAUGGCCUCACCUCCAGCAGCUGAUUAUAUGGGGGGCCCUGCGUAUAAUCGGGCUAGUUACAUAGGUGGGUUGCCGCCUCCCCCUCGUAGGCUCAGCGGCUACAGCUCUGAGCUGGGGGAUAGGUACACCGGCAGGGCAGCAGGCUUCUAUGCUGAGAGGUCAUCAGUUUAUGAUCGUGACCGUCUCUAUAGUAGUGUUGACUAUUAUGAGAAAUACAGAGCUCAUUCUUAUGGUUCAAGCUAUUUCGAGGAUCGUCGCAUGUCCUAUCUUCCCCCUCCCCCACCUCCCCCUUCCUCCCUCUCAAAGCUCUCCUCCAGCAUAGAUCCAUAUGACCGCCGGCCACUGCCACCACCUUCAGCAGCCGCCGCAGCUGCCGCAGCUGCCGCAUACUAUGCACAAGACCGCAGCCCGAUCAGACGAGUACCCGUCUCCUCGGCAGGCUACACAUAUGAACGAACACGGUUGUCGCCGGUGUCGGCCUCCAGGAGCUCCUAUGCUGCUCCACGGCCCAAGGAUCAUUAUGCGUCACGCUAUGCGCCUUACUAAAGCCAUGGUGCCAAGGUCUGUUUGUGAACUGCAGGACUUUCCUUUUGCUGAAAUUUCUUCAGGCUACAUGAUUCCAUCAGUCUGCGUGAAUUGCUGGAAAGCAAAGCAUGUAAAAUGUCAAAAUUACGAUUGGAAAUUGCUUUUGUAUCUUCCAGGCACCUAAGGGUCAUUUGCCUGCAGAUGAAUAGUCCUUUCAGUCACAUUCAUAUAUCCUGUUUUCAAUAAGGAUAAUUAGCAAACUGUAGUUUGCCACUUACGAAAACAGUAAUUUGCUCACUUGCUCUGCAGAUUUUCAGUUCAGUUUUUAGCCAUGUCUUUUUUCAUACAUGUGUUUGUUCCUCACAUGAAGCAAAUUGUUAAAUUCAGGAAAUGUUAUUUAGACUAAGUGUUCUUGUUUUAUCAAUAUAUGAACAUUUAUCUUCUUUUUUUUUUUUUUUUUGAAUGGGAUGAAGAUUAACCCAUGCUGUAUCAGUUGCUUGUCAUGCAGAAGGUGCUUGCUCCGAGACACACAGCUGACAUGACCUGAGUCAGUUAUAUGGACAUAGAUGAAGAAUGAAUGAUCAAAAAUGAGCUACAUCACUUCUGUCCAGCAGUGCUGUAGAGGUCCAUGAUUUUUCAGGUAUACUUUAUUGCAACUAAAACAAGUAGUUUUCAAGUUGUUUCCUUUACCCUUGAAAGGUUGAAACUCACAUUAAGCUGUCCUGUGCUGGGCGGAAAACUGACACUCUUUGCACUCUGUAGCACAAACAGACAAAAGAAAAAGCAGAAAUUAAUCCAUAUCCAUUCAUCUGACAUUACUGUUGGAUAGGAUACAGAAUCACACUGAAUUUGAAUCUAAGGCAAGACUUAAAAUAUCCAAAAAAUUCCAGCCGCUCAUUUUUUUUUCCAAUUCAAAUGUGGGUCUACAAAAUAUAAAAUGAAUAUAUUUUAUAACAUUUAAUGAGGUGUCUACCGAUAAGUCAAAAUUUUCCAAAUAAAGGCGUCAUUGACUGACGUCAAAACGAGAAUGUGGGCUGAUAUGCACUUUGAAAUUAAGUAACAUCUUGACUAUGUUCUUUUCCUACUGGCAAUGUUGCAGACUUUGCCCCCAGCUGACCACAGGAAACAACCUGUCGUGUCUUGAAUUUUAGUCUGGGAUGGAUGUUCAUUGUCUGCUUGUAAGACAGCAUAAGCAGAUUCAGAAAGGCUCGGCCGGACUCGGGGCUUGGGCUGUAUAAGUCAUGAGGCACUUGUGUUUUGUUGAAGGUGCCUUUGUUUGUUUUGCAUAUAGGUGGAUUUGAAAUUGUAUUUUUCUUACUAGCUGUAAAAGUACCAGCAUAUGUAAAGAAGAUCUAAUAUGAAUAUGAUUUUUAAUAAAGCCAAACUUAUUUUGGUGA